Messenger RNA from Serendipita indica DSM 11827, 3241 nucleotides. Lineage: Eukaryota; Fungi; Basidiomycota; Agaricomycetes; Sebacinales; Serendipitaceae. The record is from the annotation of a GenBank genome assembly.
AUGUCAUCUCAAAAGUCGACUAAACUGAAUCAGGGGCCCUCGAAUGCUGCAGGACGAUCGCCAGGCAAGAAGGAUCAAGUCCAAAAUACGGCCAGUAUCGCACUGGAUGUAGUCGCAAACAUAGCAGAGGCCUCGGAUAUCCUCGCUCCUCUCAAAGCAGCCUGCAGAGCAACAAAGUCAAUCAUCGACGUCAAGCAGGCCAUCGACGAUAAUCAAGGAGACUGGAGUGACCUUGUACGCCGUCUGGAGGAAUACAUGUGGGCUGGUUGUCGACGGGCUUUUAGCCAACCACUCGUUCGUUAUGUCGAAGUUCUCGAGGAUAUUCAUUGCGCUAUCGUCAAUGAUAGGCAUACGCGACCCCGCACCAGCCACGGUGCUUUUACGGCCAUCGGAAAAGUAAAGGUCGACGCAGGGCUCAUUCGUAAAUUCAAUCGCGAUAUCGAGGACCGGCAUAGGCAGUUCAUGGAAGCGUUGGCCCUCUUCACGGGCUACCGAGUUCAUGCCAUCGAACACAAGGUAGAAGCAGUCUCCUCAGACGUCGACGCAUCCUUUAUAUUCCAACUCCCGAUGGUGGCAUCCGCCCCAUCCUCGGUCCACAGAACCUGUCUACAAGGAACGCGUCAGGCUGUCCUUCAGACAAUCCAGAAUUGGGCUGAGGACGAUACCUCAGACAAACCAAUAUUCUGGCUCUGCGACAUAGCCGGCUCUGGCAAGUCCACAGUUGCAAUGUCGGCAGCCGCAUCCUGGCAUGUCGAGGGAACACUAGGAGGCCAAUUCUUUUUCUCCAUAGCUAAUAGCGAUACAUCGACAAUAGAAAAGUUCUGCUCGACCAUGGCAAGAGACCUUGCCCAACACAUUCCCCAACUCGCACCCCACGUCGCAGAUGCCGUCAAACGGAACCCAUCUAUCAUGCGGGGUUCGUUAGAGGAACAAUUCCACACACUCAUCAUCGAUCCACUCCGUCAUCGAGACGGACGCGUAGUUCUUGUCAUCGACGCCAUAGACGAAUGCAAAUCUGGACCUCAGCGAAAGGAACUUGUGGACACGCUUGCUAAAGCCGUUCGACAAAGCAAGAACCUCAAGGUAUUCAUCACGAGUCGGCCAGACGCCGUCAUCGAAUCGGUUCUUCAACCACUCUCGAUCAAAUGUAAAUUGGAAGACCGGUUGCAUGAUGUCAAACAUCGUGACAAUGUAGAUGACAUCGCGACGUAUGUCCAUCAAUCACUCUACACUGUUCUACCCGAGGACAAGAGACGGCGGCUGAUUGAGAAGGCGAGGGGGUUGUUCAUCUGGGCGAGCACCGCAUGUCGAAUGAUCAACAACGAAACAACAUGGGACACGCCUGAGAACAUAUACGACUCAUUGGUCUUAUUGGACCAGAGUGGAGACAUUGACGACGUAUACAAGCUCAUCUUCGAGCGGAUAGAUCCCAAAUUCCAUACCAUCAUGUGGAGCAUGCUUGCACUACUGCUCGCUGCAUUCGAACCACUUACCUCCGAGGAUCUAGACAACAUUCUCAAGCAUAGUAGACUACGGGGACACUUCAGGGUGUUGAUUCGAGAACUUGGAAGUGUUCUUAUCGAAGAUGAAGCAACAAAAGUCAUUCAGUUUCGUCACCCUACUCUUGUGGAAUAUCUGCGACGGCGCUGUCUAGGCCCAGACCUCAAAGAGCCAAGUGGAAUGUAUAUCGACAUCGCCAAUGCACACGGUCAAAUUGCAUCGUGGGGUUUCAAUAAACUUCAAGCACCGAAGGAAGGCCUCAAGUUCAAUAUAUGUGAAAUCGAGUCGUCCUUCUAUCGAAACAGAGAGAUGCCGGAUCUAGAGGCAAGAAUAUCAAAGUUCAUCAGAAUGAACGUUCGAUAUGCGAGUUUACACUGGCCGUUUCAUAUGGCCGAAACGGAUAGCAAAUGGAGAAGCAAGCUCAAGAAUGAAGUUGAACAUAUGAUUCGAGUCCCAUAUGUACUACAUUGGAUGGAGGUUCUGAGCUUGAUUGGAGGACUGCCUCGAGCUAUAGAUGGGCUCCGAGCUGUGAUGCGCAAUAGUGUGAGUGGCUCGCCUCGGUAUAUUCGCAUUUUUAACAAAGGAAAGGUUGAAAAAGAUACUAAGGGUCGCAUAAAUGAAGUGAUGCGGUUUAUGAUGGCGUUUUCAGUACCUAUUCAAGAGAGUGCUCCACAUAUCUACAUCUCGGCGCUUCCGUUCACACCUACAGGAUCACAUAUGCAUAUGGAGGGGUUAUCAAUGUAUAGUAACACUCUCAAAGUGACUAAAGGGCUGGAAAAGUCAUACCGGGGACUGCCAGAAGCGCUUCGGGGACAUACAAAGGAUGUCAAUGCGAUUGCAUUUUCACCAGACGGCUCGCGAAUUGUUUCUGCCUCGGAUGAUAAUACGAUUCGACUAUGGGAUGCGGAGACUGGCCAGUCGUUGGGAGAACCACUCCGAGGCCACACAAGCUCGGUCAGCGCCGUCGCAUUCUCACCUGACGGCUCGCGAAUCGUCUCUGGCUCGGAAGAUAAGACGAUCCGACUAUGGAAUGCGGAGACGGGCCAGUCGUUGGGAGACCCACUCCGAGGCCACACAAACUGGGUCAGCGCCGUCGCAUUCUCACCAGACGGCUCGCGAAUCGUCUCUGGCUCGCACGAUCAUACGAUUCGACUAUGGGGAAUGCGGAGACAGGCCAGUCGCUGGGAGGCCCACUCCGAGGCCACUCAGAUUGGUGCCAAAUCGCAUUCUCACCAGACGGCUGGCCGAAUCGCCAGUCGUUGGGAGACCCACUCAGGCCACACAAACUGGGUCAGCGCCGUCGCAUUCUCACCAGACGGCUCGCGAAUCGUCUCUGGCUCGAAUGAUAAGACGAUUCGAUUCUAUGGAAUGCGGAGACGGGCCAGUCGUUGGGAGACCCACUCGAGGCCACACAGGUGGACGGCUCGCGAAUCGUCUCUGGCUCGGAUAGAUACGAUUCGACUAUGGAAUGCGGAGACAGGCCAGUCGUUGGGAGAGCCCCCGGGGCCACACUGGGUCAGCGCCUUCGCAUUCUCGCCUGACGGCUCGCGACGAAUCUCUGGCUCGCGCGAUCGCACUAUUCGACUCGGAAUGCGGAGAACUGGCAGGCCAGUCGUUGGGAGACCCACUCGAAGGCCACACAAGCUCGGUCAGCCGUCGCAUUCUCACCAGACGGCUCAUGAAUCGUCUCUGGCUCGCGCGAUCAUACGAUUCGACUAUGGAAUGCGGAGACGGGCCAGUC